GAGCUGCUAAGUAACGAUUUUCUGCGGGACUGCUGAUAUUAACGCGAAUGAAAACGUCGUUGUAGUUGCAGAUAGGCUAACCGAAAACUGCUGGCACAGCUGGACGGGAAGUGGCUGACACUUUGUACUUCGUUUUUUACUCUUACUUUCUUUCUUUUUCGUCGAGUUUGGCUGACGGAGUCUCCGGCAUGGACUCGCUGUGGCUUCCCUGCGUCGUAGUGAGCGCCUGCGUUUGGCUGUCCUCAGCCGAGAGACACAGCGUUUUCUGGAAUAGCUCAAAUCCAAAGUUCCAGUGGAACGAUUAUGCUGUGGAGGUGCACCUGAAUGAUUAUCUGGACAUUGUGUGUCCACACUACCCACUAGGUGAAGUGCUGUCGCAAGAUGCAGAGCGUUAUGUGCUGUACAUGGUAGAGCGCGAGGAUUACGAGGCCUGCCGCCCACAGUCCUAUGACCAGAUGCGCUGGGAGUGUGGCCACCCCUUUGCUCCACAUGCGCCUGAGAAAUUCUCAGAGAAGUUCCAGCGAUUCACACCUUUCACCCUGGGCAAAGAGUUCCGCCAGGGAGAGAGCUACUACUACAUCUCUAAACCACUGCACCACCAUGGACAGGAGUGUCUGAGGCUGAGGGUGGACGUGGUCGCUAAUGAUGGAUCCCAAGAGGCUAGGGUUGGACCAGGUAAAGGAACCAAGACUGGAAGUGGAGGAGGAGCUCAUACUACCUCCAACAGGUUACCAGCAGAUGAUCCAGUAGUCCUGCCUGAGGUCCAGAAAAGUGUGCGAACAAACUCAGCAGUCACAACAGCGUCCUUGACCAUUCUCACAACACUGCUGCCUGUAUUAUUAUUGCUGGUCUUGCAGUAAGAACCUUAAAAGGACUGCACAUCCCAACAGACUUGUCUCUAAGACUACAACGACGGUGGCCUGUGUCGACCAAAAACACACAGGAGGAGUUCUCAAAGCCCAGUGCUGGCCACUGGAGAAAGGAAAACGGAAGCACUCCAAAGCUAUUCAGCCUAAUCUGAGAAGGUUUACUGGAUCUAAGAGGGCUUUUUUAACCCUCUUACCUUUCUACAAUCCUGGGGGGAAGGUUUUUUUUUUGUUGUUUUUGUCUGGAAGGAUGCUUUUCGUGAAGGAAAAAAAAAAAACUUUCUCAGACAUUACCCAAGUGUAACUUUUGGAUGAACUCAUAUCUUUGUGCUCAGUUCUUGGAGGAGCAGUGAGCUGAGGAACAGCAGAGGUGUUCUGGAGUUUGAUCCAAACAGAGACAACUUUUGUGUAGUAGAUACUAGGUCGAUGAUCUCAUGAGCCAAAGACCACUGAGCUUCUCGCUAAAGUGUACAAUGAUCAAACCUUUUGUUAUUGUCUAUUGUGUUAUUCCAGUGGGAUUUUUCAUGUAGCAACAGAGAAGCAGGGUCUGUUUUUUCUGUUUUUGUAAUAUUUUCAGAUCAACUGGACUGGAGUGUUGAUUACAGGCACUAAAUCAAUUGCCACCUGACACACUGCAGACACACACAAUCUAGCACACUCCACUCACCGAUUCAUCCCGUCUCACUUUUGUACAUGUUUUGUUCAAAACGUUAAUAAGUUAUGAAGUGUAUUGUGUAACAAGUUGCUGUAUAUAAUGAACAAAAGAUGAAAAAUGUUUACUGUGUGAAACAGAAGGAGGAAGAAAGGAGUGAAUGAGUAAUGAGUAAGAAUGCAUUCUCCUGAGCGAGUGAACGAGCGUGUGUAUGUGCGAGAAGGAGAGAAAGAGGGAAAAGGAAGAAUUCAUGUUAAUCAGCCAAACAGACACACUAUUCCCAGAUUGUACAUUAGGAAGGAACAGCGGUCGUUAUUCUUGCAGGGCCAGGCGUAAUCUGAUAAAGAGAACGUAUGGGGACGACUUGAGAAAUUUUGGGCUAAAUGUAGGUGGGAAUGUAGGCUUAUUAGGAUGGGGACAAACUGAGUGUGAAAUUUUGAAACCAUUCCAACAUUUCAUAAAGGCGGAGCAUCAAAGCAAAGAACGAUGGUGUGCAAGUUGAGCAUAGCCAGCUUGUUUUGCUUGUGUACUCCAGAGUAGGGACUAGAGGAGUUUGGGGUGGUUUUUAGAGCGUACUUGAGCCUAAAAUAUUAAUCCAAAAUGUCCAAAAACAGUCCAGCGCAGCCCAACACACAAUCGCAUUUUGAGUUGAACAAGAAACCGACCCAAACUGGCCCAUCAUCACCCAAAAAUCUGUUUCUAAUGAUAAUCCUGGUUAAAUUACAUUGUAGUGACAACAGCAGCCGUCUAUGAAUUCAUUCAUCAAGCUGUGCUUUUGAGCUUGCCAUAAAGCGCAGUUCUCACAUUGUGCUGUUUAUAGGUCUCACUUGUUUACUCCUAAAACUCUUUACAUACAACAUCUUGUGUAUAACAUAUAACACAGUUUCUUUACAAACGAAACAUCCUUUUAGCUACAUAGUAGCUUUCUGAAGUGAUUCACUGUUUAUUCCUCAUUUUUCUCAAAAGUCUGGCUCGCUCAAUUCUAUCAGCAACGAAAGUGGCUGACUCCAGCACACCAGAUUAAAAACAGUUGUGAAGUAAUGUAAGUAGGAAAGAAGAAAUCAGUAAGCAGUACAGUUAAAGCUGGGGGUGAGAUGCAGGCCCAAACAUGAAAUUUGACCCAACCUGAGCCCAACAUAUUUUCAGAAAAUGAUAUGAGCAGUCGGGACCCAAUGGAUUUGGACAAACAUACUCAUAGUUGUAGUGGCGAAAUCGCAAUCCAGCCCCGAAAGUUAUCAAGCUGUCCGCAGGCAUGUUUGCUCAUUCCGAGAUCACGUCUGGCCCUGUGAGGCUGGUGGUAGGCUGGCCUGCCAAGUUUGGCUAACAUUUAAAGUGAACCAAAACAUACUUCUUCUGUCUUUGAACAGUUUUAAUAGAACCAAACUACUAACUUGCAGUCUACACAUGUAUUUGCAUAGCAUAAACAUGCCAAUAGACAAACAAUUCAAGUACAACACUUAGAUAAAUAAGUACAUAUACACAAAUCACACACACACCCACUGCUCUACUACAAAACAAAACCACUACACACUCAAACUGACAACACAGCAUCCAGUGUAGCUGUUGUAGCAAAGUUCUGAACGAUUGUUUGUACGACUGACCGCAGGUGUACAUGACUAACAGUGAGUUGUUCCCAUCGUUUUUUUCCUCAGAUCUUACCUGUAUUUUGUACGUAUUAUGUAAAGUGUAUAUUAUGUAUAUAUAGAGGAUUAUAUAAGAAAAGAGAAAUGUUUGAUAAAAAAAAAAAGUUAAUGUGAAAUUCUUAUGUGAAAAAAA
Pygocentrus nattereri (red-bellied piranha) is the source of this 3294-nucleotide messenger RNA. RefSeq names its product ephrin-A1a (gene efna1a). Bases 189 to 860 code for a protein of 223 amino acids. The transcript has 5 exons. Gene Ontology annotation, cellular component: plasma membrane. Gene Ontology annotation, biological process: ephrin receptor signaling pathway; axon guidance. NCBI's taxonomy places the organism in Eukaryota, Metazoa, Chordata, Actinopteri, Characiformes, Serrasalmidae. Gene Ontology annotation, molecular function: ephrin receptor binding. The record is from RefSeq and is a predicted model, not a curated record.